Molecule: messenger RNA, 1344 nt
Organism: Adelges cooleyi (spruce gall adelgid)
Lineage: Eukaryota; Metazoa; Arthropoda; Insecta; Hemiptera; Adelgidae
Product: STAM-binding protein-like
Exons: 10
Coding region: 16-1242 (408 amino acids)
Biological process (GO): protein K63-linked deubiquitination
Cellular component (GO): membrane; endosome
Molecular function (GO): K63-linked deubiquitinase activity; metal-dependent deubiquitinase activity; protein binding
Source: RefSeq, a predicted model, not a curated record
GAUUGAUCAACAAACAUGAGUCACGGUCUCGAUGAAGUAGAAACAAUCAUGUUGACGCCGGACCAGCGGCUCAAUCAAAUAUUCCUGUUUAGUUCGAAGGUUGAGUUAAAUCCAAAUGUGGCUGCUAGAAAGUAUUACCAAUCGGGAAUAGAUAUGAUAAGAAUGGCUGAAGUGUAUUUAAAAGAUAACAACUUAGAACAAGCAUAUAUUCUGUAUAAUAAAUUUAUGGUAUUAUUCCUAGAAACAAUUUCAACCCAUCCGGAUUACAAAAAUGUCCCGGCAGAAGACCGUAAUGCAAAUAAUCGACUACUUAGAGAUGUCCUUCCAAGAGCCGAAAAUUUGAAAAGUCAAUUAAAGGCCCAAUAUAGCAAUGAAUAUGAACAAUACCUAGAGCAAAAAGCAAUACAAGAACAAAAGGAUAGAGAAAAAUUACAAGGCGUAUACGGUGAUGAUGGGCAUGAGGUAUCUUUUAAUACUAAUAGAGUCACUGAGAAACAUUUAAAUAUGAUCCUAAACAACGCAACUACUCGUACAGACUUCAAUAAUAGUGGUUUAAAGAAAAGACUACCAUAUCUUAGAAAUCAAUAUAACUUUUACAAAGAUCCAACAAUUCUACCAAGUAUAUCAAGCAACGUGCAUUCACAACAUAAAUGCUUUGACGAAAAAUCCCAUGUUGACAGAAACUCAAAUCCAGUGACAAAACGUCUACACAAUCAACGGAACAUAAUAGUUCCAGGAGAUUUAUUGCAAAGAUUUUUGGAUAUUGUAAAAAAUAAUACUAUGGUUAAUUUAGAAACAUGUGGUAUAUUAGCUGGAAAAUUAAGUGUCAAUAGUCUAAUAAUAACAACCUUGUUGAUUCCAAAUCAAAACUGUACCCCGGAUUCUUGUACGGCAACGAAUGAAGAAGAUAUUUUUGAGUUUCAAGAUACAAAAAACCUAAUGACUUUAGGAUGGAUUCAUACUCAUCCAUCACAGGCCUCAUUCAUGUCUAGUGUAGACUUACACACUCAUUAUGCUUACCAAAUAAUGUUACCAGAAGCUAUUGCGAUUGUCUGCGCAACCAAAUUUAAUAAUAACUCAUUUUUCACCUUAACUCCUUAUGGCGUUCAAUUCAUCGCGAGCUGUAAAUCUGCGAGUGGUUUCCAUACGCAUAAUGUAGAUAAUGAAGAUAUGUACGCAAUUGCGGAACACAUCUUAUGGGAUUAUAGUUUACUAGUCAAUAUUAUAGACUUCAGACAGUGAUGUGAAAGGAAUCAAUUAUAAAUACUACUUGUGUAAUAUUGUGUAAAAAAAAUUUCUUUUGUACAGAAAAUUUUAGGUUUUUUGAAAAUCUAGAAAACAAAU